Messenger RNA from Scedosporium apiospermum, 903 nucleotides. RefSeq lists its product as uncharacterized. Gene Ontology annotation, cellular component: cytoplasm. Gene Ontology annotation, biological process: dephosphorylation. Lineage: Eukaryota; Fungi; Ascomycota; Sordariomycetes; Microascales; Microascaceae. The record is from RefSeq and is a predicted model, not a curated record. The transcript has 3 exons. Gene Ontology annotation, molecular function: phosphatase activity; inositol diphosphate tetrakisphosphate diphosphatase activity. The coding region runs from base 1 to 903 and encodes 300 amino acids.
AUGGAGGUGGCUGUCGAAACGACAAUGUCAAAUCAUACACUUGACCAGAACGAGCUGCGUUCAAGGCGAAGCUCAAAGAUAGGUGACGUGGACACUCCUGUGGAGCUAAAGAAACUCGACGCCCAUUUCGACAACAAGACCACGGCCGCCCACCCUACCGCCAAUACCUCUCACGUCUCCGAACAGUUCGGCUCCGAUGAAGUUUCCGUUGCCUCCGAUGAAGCUGCCCUUGGCUCCGAUGACUGGGAUUACCUGAAGAAGGCCGAGAGCUCCGCCACUCCCAGCCUGUCGGAAUCCACUACGCCCGUUCCUGAAGUGGAAGGGCAACUCGCCAACUUCGGAAUUGUCAGCACAGGUAUUUACAGGAGUGCUUGGCCCGCUCCCGACUCGUACGGCUUCAUCAAGGAUCUGAAAUUGAAAACGGUAGUGACUCUUGUUCAACGAGAGGUUGAAGAUACCACCUACACGACCUUCUUGAGGACCAAUGGUAUCAAGCAGUAUGUCAUCGAUAUGAAGGGUACCAAGAAGCAGGCCAUCCCGGCAGAGAUGAUGAUGAAUGUCCUUCGACUUGUCCUCGAUGAGAGCAAUCACCCAGUUUUGGUUCAUUGUAAUCACGGCAGGCAUCGUACCGGCUGUGUUGUUGGUGUCAUUCGAAGACUGUACGGCUGGGACACCCCUACCAUCCUCGCCGAGUACCACUUGUACGCGGAUCCAAAGCCGCGGGGGGCGGAUAUCGCCUACCUUACCGACACCGAGCCGACCUCUUUUUUCAAGGAGCCUACUUCCGACCAUUUACCUCGCCCCAAGACUUUUUUUCGAACCCUCAUCUUCGCCUUCCUUGGCACACUCAUCUGGCUGCUCACUGGGUACGAGUUUGGAAACGCUAUGGGCCGAACGUCAUGA